This is a messenger RNA of Schistosoma guineensis, 3816 nucleotides long. The record is from the annotation of a GenBank genome assembly. Lineage: Eukaryota; Metazoa; Platyhelminthes; Trematoda; Strigeidida; Schistosomatidae.
CUUAUUAAGAAAUUUAUAUAAUAAUAAUUAUGAUUCUAUAUCUACAUUGAUUGAAUGCACCUCAUUUCAUUUAUUUAAAAUGUGAAUUGAAUUACUUGAAAAAAAAUAUAAUAAAAGAAAAACAAAAAGAAAAGAAAAAAAGAGGAGAAAAGAAAGAAGAAAAAAGAAUUAAUAAUGAAUUCAAUGAAAACUAGAAUAAUACUAAUGUGAAUAAACAAUAUUUAUAAGGAAUAUAUAUAUGUCUACACAUAAUCUUGAAUCUAUUCAACAAUUAGUUUCCUAUUUUCUUUUUUAGUUUCCUGGCAAAAAUUAUUAUUUAUAUUCUAAUACUCAUUGUGAAAUUUCUAAAAACCCAACAAUUAAAAAACACAACAAGAACUCAUGUUUUAUUUAUCAACAAAUUGGAAUAUAUAUAAAUAGGAAUUAUCAUCCUGUCAAUUCAUCAUCUUAUUACAUUUUCAAUACAUCAAUAUUUCAAAAAAAACUUUUUUUUGUUGUCGCUCAUUUUCUUUUUCCAGUUACUAUCCAUAAUAAUUCAAAUUUCUAAUGACGUCUAAUCAGUUACUAUCCAAAAUAAUAUUAUUCAUAUUUAUAUUAUUAAUGAUUAUUCAAUUAACUAAUUCAAUUACAAUCAAUAUCAAUGAUACCAAUACUAAUUAUUCUAUUGAUAAUUCAAUCAAUAAUAAUAAAUCAAUAUCCGAUCAAAUGUUAUUAGAAAUUUAUACAACAUGGAUUGAUUUUGCUAAACAUUUUGUUCCUACAGCAUUAUUUGUUGAUCGUUAUGUAACAAUCAUUUAUUAUAUAUUAGGUUUUCCAGGUAAUUUUAUUUCAUUAAUUAUAUGGUCUAAUAAAAAAAUGAUCAAAGAAAAUUCUGCUGCUGUUUAUUUAGCUGCAUUAUCAUUAAAUGAUAUAAUUGUAUUAAUAUUUGCAUUAAAUAGAGAUUUAUCACGUGUAUGGCAAAUACGUGAAUAUUUAUUACCUGGUUCAUGUGAAAUACAAAAUAUUUUAUCACCAGCUGUACAAUAUGCAUCACCAUUAUUUGUACUUGCUUUUACUAUUGAACGUUGGUUAGCUAUAUGUAAACCAUUUUAUAUUGAUAGAAUAUGUAGUUCAAAAAGAGCAAUUUAUAUAUGUAUCAUUAUUAUCAUUAGUACAAUCAUAGUAUGUUCUGGUUAUGCAUAUAUAUUUAUAACAGAAACAAAUACAUGUAGUAAACGACAUAUUAAUCCAUUAAUUAUAAGUGUAUAUUUAUCAUGUUUAGAAGGUGUAUUUGCUGGUGUUGUACCAUUAUUAGUAUUAAUAUUCAAUUGUUUAGUCAUUAAAGAAUUAGCUAAAGUUCAUCAUGCUAAUAAACAAUUAGCUAUUAUGUCAAAUCAUUUAUCAUCAUCAUCAUAUUGUUCAACAUCUCAAUCAAAUAUAAUAAAUAAUAAAAAUUCACCAAAACCUUCAUAUACUACUACUACUACUCAUAAUAAUAAUAAUAAUAAUCACCAUGGGAAUAAAAUUAAAUUAUAUUUUAAAAAUAUUUUCACUAAGCAACUAUCAUCAAAUUCAAUAAAAUCAAAUAAAAAAAUUAAUAAAACUUCAUUAAUAUCAAAUGAAAAUUCAUUAAAUUUUAUUCCACAAUAUAAUUCAAUCAAUUCAAUCAAUAAUAAUAAAUCAAUAAUCAAUGAAAAAUCAAUAAUUUCUAAUCGUAAUAAUAAUAAUGAAUUAAUUCAUAUAAAUUAUAAUGAUUCAUAUAAAAUUUCACAUAAUAAACGUACUAGUCCAAGUUUUAAAUCAACAACAUUAAUGCUUUUAACUGUUAGUUUUUAUACAAUUUUAACAACAUUACUUGGUGGUCUUGUUUAUUUAAUUCAUCAAACACAAGAAGAGCCUAAUAUGAAUGCAACAGAAAAAGAAGCUUUAGAAGAUCCUAUUUGGAAUCAAUAUUUCAAAAUGAUUACAAUUAAAGCAUUUGGUGAUGAGAUUGCAUUAUCACAUUAUGCAUUUAGUUUUAUCAUUUAUUAUGCAACUGGAUGUAAUUUUCGUCAACGUGUACAUCAAUUAUGCAAAAAUGUAUUUUAUAAAUUAGGUUGUCGUUGUCAUAAAUUAAUGAAAUUUGGUAUAAAUGAAGAAAGUGAUAAUAAUAAUAAUAUACCAUCAAUUACUCGUCGUUCACAUAAUCGUUUAUUAACUAAUCAUGAUAGACAAGAUGAUCUGGAUUUUACAAUUCAUACAUCAUCACAAUAUCGUCAAUCAAAAAAAUUGAUUGAUUAUCAAAAAUCAAUUGAAAUGGAUCAAUCUAUAGAAUCAAAGUAAUACAAAUUUAUUUAAAUCAUCUAGUAUAUAUCAAAAAGUAGAUUUCAAUGAAUAAAUCAAUAUCUUCAAGAGAUAAUGCCAUGAAGAACAUAAAAAGUGUUGAAUAUCUUAAAUGUUCAUGUUGUAAUUCCUUGAUGUUAUACAUCGAAUAUACUUGAAAAAUAAUCAGACUUCAAAGAGUAAACAAACAAACAUCACAAAAAAAACGUCUACAAGAAAGUUCAAGACAAAAGAAAUCACUGUCAAACACAGUACAAACCAUAAAACAAUAUCAUAGUCUGAUAUGAAUGUAAUCAAAUUGUUUACUAUAAUUAACGCAAUAUUAAAAUACCAUAGAAAUGAUUAUUUUUUAAAAGAAAAAAAAUGUUUUUUUUUGUUGGUUGAACCCAAACUUCUUUCUAUAUUUUCUUUUUCCUCUUUUUUUGUUGUUGGAUACAAGAUUAAAGCAUUUUGAAUUCUGGUACUAUUGUUUCUUUGCUCCUUGAUUCCAUUGAUUGACAGUUAAUAUAUAUGUAAUCGGUUAAGAUUAAAAUGAUCCAUUAACAAUGAAACAUUUAAACCAAUUAGUCCCUUUUUGAUAAAUUUCGAUAAUGUAAUAAAAACAUAAAAAUGAUCCGAACUAUGUGACGGUAUAUUAACCCAGUCACAAAGUUCUGAUAAUCUACUUAUUCUUAUUACAUGAUCAAAAUGAAAUAUUGAUUUCCUUUCAAUUUGAUACAUUUAUUAAGUGCAUUAUAUGUUCAUGGUUUCAUUCAUGAUUAUUUCUAAAACGUCUUUGUAUAUAUGAACGUGUGUAAAACAAAAUCACUACCACCACCACCACCAACAACAACAACAACAACAACAACAAGAUAAUAAUAAUAAUAGCCAUAGCAACUAUAAUUACUAUGACUAUUUGCAUAUAUCUUGUCAUUUAUUAAGGUAUUUCUUAUUUAUUUUCUUUAAUUAAAUAAUUAAAUUUUGUGUUCAUUCAAUAGGUUUCAAAUGUGAAUAGUUUCAUUGAAUUCUAUCCAACAUUUUUAAUAUUGAUACUUCAAUUACAUAUUUUCUUUGUUGUUGUGUAUUAUCCUAUUAAAAAAAAGGGAUAAGAAUUGAUAAAAUAAAAUAUGCAUAAGAUGAAUAUAUCACAGAUGGUAAUAAAUGACAUAAUGAUUAAGCAUUUUAAUUCAUAAGGUUUAUUGUGUAUGAUAUUGAUAUAUCUACCAAUAUUCUGGUUAGUAUGAAAGUACUUUAUAAAGUUAUUAUUAGUUGAAUGGUUCUUGAGACCUAUGAUGGAGAUUUUAAAGACCGUUAAAUGAUUCGAAGAAUUUCUAACCAAUCAAAAUCAAAUUCAGUGAAUUAUACUCUUGUAUUAAAGAUUACUUUCUUUGAACCAGAUUUGUGUAAAUCAAUUUGAGAGAAGAGUUAAAAUCUUCCCUCACCUUUUUUUUCUCCAGAUAUUUAUGAAUUACUUCAAAUUGUUCAAGCCUAAUCAUUCAUUCACUAUAAAUCGUCAACAAAAAUUAUUAUUUUCAA